AUGGACGACGAAGAUGUCGCCAACCGCAAGGUCUCCUUCCGAAAGUGCCUGGAGCACCUCUCCGGGGCCGGCAAGGCCAUCGGAGUGCUGACCAGCGGCGGGGAUGCCCAAGGUAUGAACGCCGCUGUCCGUGCCGUGGUGCGCAUGGGAAUAUACGUGGGGGCCAAAGUGUACUUUAUCUAUGAGGGUUACCAAGGCAUGGUCGAUGGCGGCAGAAACAUUGUUGAAGCCAGUUGGGAGAGCGUCUCGAGCAUUCUCCAAGUGGGAGGGACCAUUAUCGGCAGUGCUCGUUGCAAAGCCUUCCGCACUCGGGAAGGUCGCCUGAGAGCUGCUCAUAACUUGGUUCAGCGGGGCAUCACCAACCUGUGUGUGAUCGGCGGGGACGGAAGUCUCACAGGGGCCAAUAUCUUCCGGAAAGAGUGGAGCGGGCUGUUGGAAGAGCUGGCCCAAAAUGGCGAGAUCGACAAGGAGCAGGUGCAGAAGCACUCGUACCUCAACGUUGUGGGCAUGGUGGGUUCCAUCGACAACGACUUCUGUGGGACUGACAUGACCAUCGGCACCGACUCCGCCUUGCACAGGAUAAUCGAGGUUGUCGAUGCCAUCAUGACCACUGCCCAGAGCCACCAGAGGACCUUUGUUCUCGAGGUUAUGGGGAGACACUGCGGGUACCUCGCCCUGGUGAGCGCCCUGGCCUGUGGAGCAGACUGGGUGUUCCUCCCGGAAUCCCCACCAGAAGAAGGCUGGCAGGAGAAUAUGUGCAUCAAGCUGUCCGAGAACCGUGCCCGGAAAAAAAGACUGAAUAUCAUCAUUGUGGCUGAGGGAGCCAUAGAUACCCAAAAUAAACCUAUUACCUCUGAGCAAAUCAAGGAGCUCGUGGUCAAGCAGCUGGGAUACGACACGCGGGUGACCAUCCUUGGACACGUGCAGAGAGGUGGGACUCCUUCGGCCUUUGACAGGAUUUUGGCCAGUCGCAUGGGGGUGGAGGCCGUGGUCGCUCUUCUCCAGGCCACCCCGGAGACCCCAGCCUGCGUGGUGUCGCUAAGCGGGAACCAGGCUGUGCGCCUGCCACUGGUGGAGUGCGUGCAGAUGACCCAGGACGUGCAGAGGGCCAUGGACGAGAGGAGGUUUAAGGAUGCUGUGCGGCUCCGCGGGAGGAGCUUCGAGAGCAAUCUGAACACCUACAAGAGGCUCGCCAUCAAGUUGCCGGAUGAUCAGAUCGUGAAGAGCAACUGUAACGUGGCCAUCAUCAACGUGGGGGCGCCCGCCGCCGGGAUGAAUGCUGCCGUGCGCUCGGCCGUGCGCGUGGGCAUCGCGGAUGGGCACAAGAUGCUCGCCAUCUACGACGGCUUUGAGGGCUUUGCCAAAGGCCAGAUAAAGGAAAUAGGCUGGGGGGACGUCGGAGGUUGGACUGGCCAAGGAGGCUCCAUUCUCGGGACCAAACGCACGCUGCCUGGGAAGUCUUUGGAGGACAUUGCCGCACAGAUGCGAAAGCACAGCAUCAACGCGCUGUUGAUCGUCGGUGGAUUUGAGGCUUACCUGGGACUGCUCGAGCUGUCAGCUGCCCGGGACAAGUACGAGGAGCUCUGUGUCCCUAUGGUUAUGGUCCCCGCCACGGUCUCCAACAAUGUGCCGGGCUCCGACUUCAGCAUCGGCGCAGAUACCGCUCUGAACACCAUCACUGACACGUGUGACCGCAUCAAACAGUCAGCCAGUGGGACCAAGCGCCGUGUGUUCAUCAUCGAGACCAUGGGGGGCUACUGCGGCUACCUGGCCAACAUGGGGGGGCUCGCCGCUGGAGCCGAUGCUGCCUACAUUUUUGAGGAGCCGUUUGAUAUCCGAGACCUGCAGUCCAACGUGGAGCACCUGACGGAGAAAAUGAAGACCACCAUUCAGAGGGGACUCGUGCUAAGGAACGAGAGCUGCAAUGAGAACUACACCACGGACUUCAUCUACCAGCUGUACUCUGAGGAGGGCAAGGGCGUGUUCGACUGCAGGAAGAAUGUGCUGGGACACAUGCAGCAGGGUGGAGCGCCUUCACCCUUUGAUAGAAACUUCGGAACCAAAAUCUCUGCCAGGGCCAUGCAAUGGAUCAGCACGAAACUGAAGGAGGCUCCGGGCAAAGGAAAAAGAUUUAUGAGCGAUGAUUCCAUCUGCGUGCUGGGAAUAAGCAAGAGAAACCUUCUUUUCCAACCUGUGGCCCAGCUGAGGCAGGAGACAGACUUUGAGCACAGGAUCCCCAAAGAGCAGUGGUGGCUGAAGCUGCGGCCGCUCAUGAAGAUCCUGGCCAAGUACAAGGUCAGCUACGAGGUCUCCGACUCCGACCAGCUGGAGCCCAUGCACCACCGAGGCCACGAGGAGCCUGCCGCCAUCUAGACGCUGCUGGACCCGCCCCGCCCGGCCAGCGCCGCUCCGGACUUCCGUUUACCACCCAUUUUUGUAACACUUAAGUUAUUUAUCGGCACUUUGAUGCGAGUACUGUUGAUGUUAAUGCCUAGUCACAGAGACCCCGUCCUGUGUCCUUCAUCCCCAGGGGACCCUAAGACUCCAGCACGAGCUGUCGGCUGUGUCUCCUACUGUGUCCUGCUUUAAACUGUGCGUAGCCAGUAGAAUUAAACAUUUAGCUCAAACUCC
This is a messenger RNA of Odobenus rosmarus divergens (Pacific walrus), 2631 nucleotides long. It is a transcript of the gene PFKP, whose product is annotated as phosphofructokinase, platelet. Gene Ontology annotation, molecular function: identical protein binding; monosaccharide binding; AMP binding. The transcript has 22 exons. NCBI's taxonomy places the organism in Eukaryota, Metazoa, Chordata, Mammalia, Carnivora, Odobenidae. The record is from RefSeq and is a predicted model, not a curated record. Gene Ontology annotation, cellular component: cytoplasm; 6-phosphofructokinase complex; membrane. The coding region runs from base 1 to 2373 and encodes 790 amino acids. Gene Ontology annotation, biological process: canonical glycolysis; fructose 1,6-bisphosphate metabolic process; fructose 6-phosphate metabolic process.